Meira miltonrushii is the source of this 396-nucleotide messenger RNA. RefSeq lists its product as uncharacterized. The coding region runs from base 1 to 396 and encodes 131 amino acids. The transcript is spliced from 2 exons. The record is from RefSeq and is a predicted model, not a curated record. NCBI's taxonomy places the organism in Eukaryota, Fungi, Basidiomycota, Exobasidiomycetes, Exobasidiales, Brachybasidiaceae.
AUGGCGCAACAAUCACCUCCUGAUCCAAGAACAUGUACAAUAUUGUAUAAAAUAUUGACACCUUCUGAGAAAGAAUCACUUCCGCAAAAUGAAUGGAAAGGAACAGAAUUUGAUCAAAAAGACGGCUUUAUCCAUCUAUCAACAUCUCAUCAAACAGCCGGUACACUAGAAAGAUUCUUUUCUGCAUCAUCCGAUGUUGGCGAUACACUCUACCUAUUGGCCCUACCCCGAACGAACAUCGUUGAUGCGCAAAAUCGAUUAAAAUUCGAACCUGCUGCAGGAACGGAAUUUGGUCAUAUUUAUGGUACUUUGGAUCCAUCAAAAGAUUUUGCCGAAGAAUAUCGAUUGGAAAGAGGUUCGGAUGGUUUGUUCAGUUUACCUGAAUUGCCAUUCUGA